GAGACUUAGGGUUGAGGAAAUUCCCGUAUGAUCUAUUCGUGGAUAUACACGCCUUAUAAAGUUUGUGCACACACAACCAUAUCAUUCACUCCCAACGACUUUCGUCUUCAUAGUCAAUAAUGUCUGAAAUCCACAAUUACGACGUGCUCAUUAUCGGUGCUGGCUUUUCCGGCGUCCAUCAACUGUUGAACGUUCGCAAGUUGGGGCUUACAGUAAAGAUACUAGAAGCAGGCCAUGGCCUCGCGGGAACUUGGUAUUGGAAUAGAUAUCCAGGCAAGGACGUUUGUCAUGACCAUUGUCUUUGUGUAAAUAAAAUAUCAACCCCCAUACAGGUGCCCGUGUUGACUCUCCAAUGCCUCUCUACCAGUUCUCUGACCCGGAGAUUUGGCAAGGAUGGACGUUCACCGAAAAAUAUCCAGACGGAAGAGAAAUUCAAGCAUACUUCCAAUACGUUGAUAAGAAAUUUGAUAUCAGUCAGGACGUGUUGUUCAAUUCUCGCGUUGUCUCUGCACACUGGGAUGACUCUGCCGAUCGAUGGAACCUUACCACCGAGGACGGUGAGGUCUUUCGAGGACAGUUCCUGAGCCUGUGUACCGGCAUAGGAUCGAAAUACUACAUACCUGAAUUCAAAGGCCUCAGUACCUUCAAAGGAGAAAUGUAUCAUACCGCGAGGUGGCCAGAAACGCAUGAUUACAAAGGGAAGAGGGUUGGUGUCAUAGGUACCGGAGCUACUGGAGUGCAAGUCAUUCAAGAGAUUGCUCCGGUCGUAGCCCAUCUCACAGUCUUCCAGCGUACGCCAAAUAUGACUCUUCCUAUGAGACAGCGAAAGCUCGAUCCAGAUGAAGAAGAUAAGCUCAAAAAGGAACUCUAUGCGGUUUCUUUUGGUCGUCGACAUCAAACCUUCACUGGCCUUCAUUUCGACAUAAAUCCGAAAUUGAUGUUUGACGCGACCCCAGAAGAGCGGACUCUGUUUUUCGAGGAACAUUGGGAAAAGGGCGGAUUUCAUUUUUGGAUGGGAUCUUACGCAGAUCUGCUCUUAAAUCCAAAAGCUAAUGACGAGGCGUAUGGGUUUUGGAGGAAGAAGGUCAGGGAAAGGAUUCCUGAUCCCGAACUCCAAGAAAAGCUUGCGCCAAUCCAACCUCCACAUCCGUUCGGAGUAAGACGUCCGAGUCUAGAACAGAGUUACUACGAGGUCUACUCGCAGCCGAACGUCCAACUUGUUGAUGUUAACAAGACCGCGAUCGAAGAGAUCACUCCUAAGGGUCUGAAGACUAGUGACGGCGUCGAGCAUGAACUUGAUGUUUUGAUACUGGCCACAGGUUUCGACAUGGUCACCGGAGGUAUCACUUCCAUCGAUAUUCGUGGACAGGAUGGUAUUUCUAUCAAAGAGAAAUGGGCGGAUGGCGUUAAGAGCUACCUGGGAGUGGCAAGUGCUACUUAUCCGAACAUGUUUUGGAUCUAUGGACCACAGUCUCCUUCCUCCUUCAGCAACGGUCCCAGUACCAUUGAACUAACCAGCGAUUGGAUCAUACAAUGUAUCAGGCAUAUGAAAGAAAACAACAUUUCGAGCAUAGUUCCUACAGAGGAAGCACAACACGCUUAUAGUGAACUUGUCGAUCAGCUUGGAGCGGCCGCUCUAUGGUCAGAAGCAAAGACUUCGUGGUAUAUGGGGAAGAACAUCAAAGGUAAGAAGGCGCAGAUGUUGCAGUUUUCGGGCGGUAUACCCGCGUAUGCCAAGUUAUGCGAAGAUUCGGCGGCAAAAGGUUACCAUGGAUUUCAUUUGAAGGUUCCUGCAUGAAGCAUACAUAGAAUUUAGAUCAUAGGGCUUCUCCACUGUGCCACAUCUGCGGUUGUAAGCGAUUGCAUUAGUGAGGAACCACCACUAUAU
This is a messenger RNA of Lentinula edodes (shiitake mushroom), 1888 nucleotides long. Its product is annotated as cyclohexanone monooxygenase. Gene Ontology annotation, molecular function: flavin adenine dinucleotide binding; NADP binding; N,N-dimethylaniline monooxygenase activity. The coding region runs from base 353 to 1798 and encodes 481 amino acids. The transcript is spliced from 2 exons. The record is from RefSeq and is a predicted model, not a curated record. NCBI's taxonomy places the organism in Eukaryota, Fungi, Basidiomycota, Agaricomycetes, Agaricales, Omphalotaceae.